UGUGCGUGAUGAUUCUAUCCCUGAUCAACUGAGUGGGAUUACCUUAGCAAGAGCUGGAAAAACUACUUUGGACCAUAAAACUCAAAAGAAGAAGAAGAAGAAGAAGAAGAAGAAAACUACUUUGGACAACACGCUGUGCAAAGCUGGUUUUCUGUUCUGGGCAUUGUACAGUAGAUAGAACAGAUCUUAGCAAUGGGCUCUGGACAUUAUUACCUCAGUGUUCUUCUGGUGCUGCAUGUUCUUGUUCACCAGACUGAUGGCAAACGGGCACCUUGGCUGCCACCUACGAUUACCCACGAUAGGAUUUGGACGAGUCCCUCAGAGAGAUCUACUAGCUCUAUGAAUCUUCUUCCACCAGAAGUGGGAAUUCAUGGUGGCUCUUUGCGGGGGUCACAGCAGCAGCAGCAGCAGCAGCAGCAGCAGCAGCGCCCUGUUCAAGAGCCAGUGCAGAGCCAGCAAGUCCUGCAAGGCCCCAAGGAGAAGCAGGCUGCGUGGAGCUUCCCCACAAUGCCAAAGGAACCAGUGGAGCCAGAGGCCCCACAUGAAGCACCCAAGCAGCGGCAGCCUGUUGAGUCGGUGGCCGUGAGGUGUGGGGAGGCCGACGUGCUGGUAGAAGUUCAUCAAAACUUUUACGGCACGGGCCAACUGAUCGAGCCGGCGGAUAUAUUUCUGGGCGACUGCCCUGUCUCGGCGGUAGACGUUUCUGACCAGAUCCUCAUCUUUGAGUCUGAGCUGCACAAAUGUGGAAGCAGAUUUGAGAUGAAGGAGGAUGAAUUGCUUUAUACCUUCAAUCUUGUGUAUCAACCAAAAGCUGUUGCUGGAGCUCCUAUUCUGAGAACAGCUGGUGCUACAGUUGACAUUGAAUGUCGUUAUCCAAGGGUGCACAAUGUAAGCAGCAACGAUCUGAAGCCCACCUGGGUUCCUUUUGUGGCCACUAAGACUGCGGAGGAGGUCCUGGUGUUCGGAUUGAGGCUCAUGACCGAUGACUACAAGUUUGAACGAAGCCCCAGUACAUUGUUCCUGGGAAGCAUGCUGCAUCUUGAAGCCUCAGUUAUCCAGUACAGCCAUGUACCGCUGCGCGUGUUUGUCCAUUCCUGUGUGGCCACAGCAGCUCCAGACAUGAACUCCUUACCUAGAUAUCAAUUUAUUGAGAAUCAUGGGUGUCUGGUGGAUGCCAAGGUGACUGCCUCCAGGUCUCAGUUCCUGCAUAGAGCUGAAGAUGACAAGUUGAGGUUUAAACUAGAGGCCUUUCGAUUUGCAGAGGAAGAUGGUUCAUCAAUCUACAUCGCCUGCAAGUUGGUUGCAACAACUGCAAUGACCAAGACUGACCACAAGGCUUGCUCCUACUCAGCGGAUCGAUGGACCAGUGCUGAUGGGAAUGAUGAGGAAUGCCUGUGCUGUGACUCCACCUGUGGAACGUCAAGAGAAGAUGAGCAGUGGGAAUCAGAGGCUCAUUUGGGACCCUUGGCAAUAAGAGAUCAAAGUAAGCCGACGCCCCGCCUCCAUCCCCUUCAACCUCCAUCUCCUUCAACCUCCUUCUCCGGAUGCCCUGGUUCCCUGCUCCGCUUCAGCCGCCUUCAGCCUUAUCCCCAAGAGCCACCGUCACCACAACAUACAAAAGCCAGUGUUGACUGGGAGGCUUACUGUGUGGAGCAGGUUCCUGGAGGAGGUCACGAGUCACAGAUCUUAACAAUGGGUUUCCAGGUUUGGCCUAGUGUUAGUUUGGUGCUGGUGUUUCUCGUGCUCCACAUUGAAGCUGCUGGUGAACCGUUUUGGCGUAUUCCUACGAGCGAAGAUGGUUGGAAAAUUACAAGGUGGUCAAACUAUCGUCCUCAACGAGAGGGUGUUAAUGAAGGCGGUCUUGGUAAGUUUCUGAGGGCUCCGAAACCUUGGCAAGAGCCGGUCGCCACCCAAGAACCUCUCACUGUGCAGAAACCCAGGCUUGUCACCCCCGUCCAGAAGUCUGUCACCAGUAAGUCUGAAUUGAGCUCACUACACAAAAAUGGCUGGGUAUUGCCAAGCUGGUUUAACUAUCGUCCUCUACACGAGGAGGAGGAGGAUGAUGUGGAAGAAGCUCUUGGUACAUCACUGAAGACUCUGAAGAACACCACCCAAGACCCCAUUGCCUUCACCCAGGAUCCCGUAACUGUUCCAGAGCCUGUAACCACCGAGAGGCCAAAGCCCAUCACCACAAAGAAGCCCAGGCCAGCCACCACCAAGACGUCUGUCAUCACCAAGACGUCUGUCAUCACCCAGACACCCAGGCCAAGCACCACCAAGAAGUCUGUCACCCAGAAGCCAAAGUCUGUCAUCACCCAGACACCCAGGCCAACCACCACCACCACCACCCAAAAGCCCAGACCAGUAAUUGCCCAGGGCCCCUCCAUUGAUCAGUCUAAACAAACGCUACAGAACCAGCUUGUGUGGCGUUUCCCACAGAUGUCGGAGAUCCCUGAGCCCCCAAGGGCCUCAGUCGUUCACGAAGAGCAGGAGCCAGCGGACUCUGUGGGGGUGACUUGUGGUGCGGAUUAUGUGCAGGUGCGGGUCAACCAGGACUUCUAUGGUACUGGCAAGCUGAUUCAGUCUGAACAAUUAUCCUUGGGGGACUGUCCAGUUACAGGAGAGUUUUCCUCUGCACAGCUCUUCGUUUUUCAGUCGGAGCUGCAUGGAUGUGGCAGCGAACUUGAGAUUUCUGAAGAUGAACUGGUUUAUACCUUUGAUCUUACCUACACCCCAGAAGAUCAUGGAGUUAAUAUAUUCAGAACAUCCGGUGCAACUGUUGCAGUUUCCUGCCAUUAUCCAAGGCAGCAUGUUGUGAGCACUGAUGCCCUCCUGCCCAGAUGGCUUCCUUUUGCCGCCACUAAAACUGCGGAGGACAUUCUGGUGUUCACUCUGAGGCUCAUGACAGAUGACUGGAAGUUUGAGCGAGUCAACAAUGAGUACAACCUGGGAAGCAUGCUGCACGUUGAAGCCUCAGUUAUCCAGUACAACCAUGUGCCGUUACGAGUGUUUGUCCAUUCCUGUGUGGCCACUACCGUCCCUGAUGUCAGAGCGCUGCCAAGAUAUUCAUUCAUUGAGAACCAUGGGUGUCUGGUUGAUGCAAAGCUGACUGGAUCCAGAUCUCGGUUCUUGCCCAGGACUGUAGAGGACAAACUGCAGUUUGAGCUGGAAGCCUUCACAUUUGCAGAGGCGGAUGAUCCCACUAUCUAUAUUACCUGCGGGUUGGUAGCAAUUGCUGCCUCAGCAUAUUCUGACCACAAGGCUUGUUCCUAUGCUGCUGAUGGAUGGACCAGUGCUGAAGGCUAUGACGAUGUGUGCUUCUGUUGUGACUCCAACUGUGAAGACAUGGCUCCUAUAAAUCCUGUGGAUGUAUCUGAAGGUGACCAAUGGGAAGCUGAGGCAGUUCUGGAGGUCAAAGUUAAUGAGGCCUACUGA
Molecule: messenger RNA, 3435 nt
Organism: Engraulis encrasicolus (European anchovy)
Lineage: Eukaryota; Metazoa; Chordata; Actinopteri; Clupeiformes; Engraulidae
Exons: 17
Coding region: 193-3435 (1080 amino acids)
Source: RefSeq, a predicted model, not a curated record